AUGUCGGGCAUCUUCAAUGAAAAAUAUAAACUAGACGAGCAGGUCGUUGACUCACCAUCAAGUGAACUGGACCAUGGUAUCGUUAAAGACUGGGAUAAGGAAGAAUCAGCUGUUCGACGGAAAGUCGACUUCAUUCUACUUCCCAUUCUUGCAGUCGCCUUCUUCGCCUUGCAAAUGGAUCGCGGCAAUAUCAGCGCCGUCUUAACAUCGACAAUCACCAAAGACCUCAAGAUCACAACCAAUCAAAUUAAUGUCGGAUCACAACUCCUCUCCGCCGGUAUUGUUCUCUCGGAGAUCCCGUCCAAUAUCAUUAUGCAGCGAAUUGGACCCCGUGUCUGGUUAUCGGGUCAGCUGUUCGCAUGGGGGCUAGUUGCAACCUUCCAGGCCUUUGUGAAGUCCUAUCCUGCGUACCUGGUGACGAGGAUUUUGUUAGGACUCUGCGAGGGUGGUUUUAUUCCUGGCGCAUUGUACUACCUAUCCACUUGGUAUAAGAAAGACGAGACUAGUCUCCGCACCAGUUUGUUCUUCUAUGGGCAGAUGUUUGCAUCGGCAACAUCAAGCUUGAUAUCCGCCGGUCUGCUUCAGCUGCAUGACACCCAUGGCAUGGAAGGAUGGAGGUGGAUUUUCCUGGUCGAGGGACUGAUAACCCUGUUUAUCGCAAUCGUAUUCACUCUCCUCGUGCCCGCAUCGGCUGGAGAUGGCCGUCCAUUGCUUGCCUUUGGUCGCUGGAGCUACUUCACCGAGCGCGAGUCGCACAUCAUCCGCAAUCGCGUUCUGUUAGAUGACCCCCGGAAAGCUAAAGGCCAUAUCCAGAUUUCAGGCUCUGAUAUCUGGCAGACCGUCAAGCAGCCGCGCAUCCUGCAACACGUUUUCGUGACUCUGGUGUCCAUGUCUGGUUUCUCGGGGUUGACUCAAUACACACCUAGUAUGAUCAAAGGACUAGGCUUUGGUGCCGUGAAGGCAAACGCAUUGGCUUCGGUUCCCGUCUACUGUAGUAUGAUUUGGCUGAUAGUACUAUCUUUUGCUGCGGACAAAACGAGACAUCGUGGACCUUUUGUACUCUUGGCUAUCACUUGGAAUGUGAUUUCCUACGCUUGCCUCCGCACAAGUAACCCCCACGCUUCGCAAUGGCACCGGUAUGGAGUUAUUGCCGUUGCUAAUAUCUCCUAUUGCAGCAUGCAUAUUUUAAAUGUCGGUUGGUUAUCAUUCUCCUGCCGCACACCCCAAGAACGAAGCGUUGCCAUGGCUUUGGUGGUCAUGGCUGCCAACUGUGCUGGUAUCGCUGGCUCACAAAUCUUCCGCACUUCCGAUGCCCCAAAGUACCUGCAUGGUCUUACCGCAAUCACAUCCCUUGCUGGUGUCUCAUGGGCUCUCACUGCUGUGCUUUGUAUUCAAUAUUAUUUCCGGCGGCAAAAAGCGGUUCCUUCGGAUGAUGGGCCAGAGGCGAAAGCUUGA
Messenger RNA from Penicillium coprophilum, 1455 nucleotides. RefSeq names its product Major facilitator superfamily domain general substrate transporter. Gene Ontology annotation, cellular component: membrane. The record is from RefSeq and is a predicted model, not a curated record. Bases 1 to 1455 code for a protein of 484 amino acids. The transcript is spliced from 6 exons. Gene Ontology annotation, molecular function: transmembrane transporter activity. Lineage: Eukaryota; Fungi; Ascomycota; Eurotiomycetes; Eurotiales; Aspergillaceae. Gene Ontology annotation, biological process: transmembrane transport.